Sphenostylis stenocarpa is the source of this 192-nucleotide messenger RNA. The record is from the annotation of a GenBank genome assembly. Lineage: Eukaryota; Viridiplantae; Streptophyta; Magnoliopsida; Fabales; Fabaceae.
GUAUAUUUGCAACAUGUUUGUAUAUUUGGAAAGGGUGAGAAGAUUUACAAAUGUGGGACAUCACAGAAACGAGCACGACCAAACGCUUUGAUUUUCAACCUGAAAAGAGUGGGAAGAUUCACAAGAAUGGGACACUACAGAGAUGAGCACGACUGUGACACUUUGAUUUUGAACCUGGAAAGGGUGAGAUGA